GACAGGAGGAGAGGAGGAGGAGGAGGAGGAAGAAGAGGGACACUCACUCAUUGUUAAAACUCGCGGAGCGGCGCAGACCCUCUUCAGCACGUGAAGCCCGCCGCAGCGUUUCAGAGCGAAGCUUCCUGGAAGCCAGCCUUUGUUUGGAGCAUCCUGACGCAGCGCGGCCCCUCCCGGCGAUGGCGGUCCUGUGACUCGCUGCUCGGCUCGCAGGACUCCCCUCGGCGAUGGAUGCGGCCAGCUUCAGCAGCCAUGGCCGCCGCGCUGGAGCCCCGUGAUACCGAGAGGACGGAGAGACGAGCAGACAGAGCGUUCCAGCCGUCUUAGCCCGGCCCCCCUCCCCCCCCCACCCCCCUCCCAGCGCUCGCUCCCGCUCCCGUGUCCAGAGCAGCCAUGGGGCUGCUGUGGGUGUUCUCCGUGUCCAUGCUGACGGCCUGCGUGGCCAUCCCCAUGGACGCGGCGGCCGGCAGCCACAGCCUGUUCACCUGCGAGCCCAUCACCCUGCGCAUGUGCCAGGGGCUGCCGUACAACUCCACCUUCAUGCCCAACGCGCUCAACCACUACGACCAGCAGACGGCCGCCCUCGCCAUGGAGCCCUUCCAUCCCAUGGUCAACCUGCAGUGCUCCCCGGACCUGCGCAUGUUCCUGUGCGCGCUGUACGCGCCGGUGUGCACGGAGUACGGCCGCGUGACGCUGCCCUGCCGCCGCCUGUGCCUGCAGACCCGCAGCGACUGCUUCCGCCUCAUGGAGAUGUUCGGCGUCUCCUGGCCGGAGGAGAUGGACUGCAGCAGGUUCCCGGACUGUGACGAGCCCUACCCCCGCCCGGUGGACCUGCUGUCCAGCUCCGACGCCACCGAGCCGCCGGCGUCCGUCCAGAGGGACUACGGCUUCUGGUGUCCCCGCGAGCUGAAGACGGACCCGGAGCUGGGCUACUCCUUCAUGGGGGUGCGGGACUGCUCCCCCCCCUGCCCCAGCAUGUACUUCAGCCGGCGGGAGCUGACGCUGGCGCGCUACGUCAUCGGCGUGGUGUCCAUCGUGUGCCUGUCCGCCACGCUCUUCACCUUCCUCACCUUCCUGAUCGACGUGUCGCGCUUCCGCUACCCGGAGCGGCCCAUCAUCUUCUACGCCGUCUGCUACAUGAUGGUGUCGCUGGUCUUCUUCCUGGGCUUCCUGCUGGAGGACCGCGUCUCCUGCAACGCCGCCGCGCCCGGGAGGUUCCGGGCGUCCACCGUCACUCAGGGCUCCCACAACAAGGCGUGCACGCUGCUCUUCAUGGUGCUGUACUUCUUCACCAUGGCGGGCAGCGUCUGGUGGGUCAUCCUCACCAUCACCUGGUUCCUGGCCGCCGUGCCCAAGUGGGGCAGCGAGGCCAUCGAGAAGAAGGCGCUGCUGUUCCACGCCUGCGCCUGGGGCGUGCCGGGCGUGCUCACCGUCACGCUGCUGGCCAUGAACAAGAUCGAGGGCGACGGCGUGAGCGGCGUGUGCUUCGUGGGGCUGUACGACCUGACGGCGCUGCGCUGGUUCCUGCUGGCACCGCUGGGCCUGGACGUGCUGGUGGGCGUGGCCCUGCUGCUGGCCGGCAUCGCCGCCCUGAACCGGGUGCGCAUGGAGAUCCCGCUGGAGAAGGAGAACCAGGAGAAGCUGGUGAAGUUCAUGAUCCGGAUCGGCGUGUUCUCCGUGCUCUACCUGGUGCCGCUGCUCGCCGUGCUGGCCUGCUACCUGUACGAGAGCAGCCACCGACCGGCCUGGGAGACCAGCUGGGUGCAGGAGCGCUGCCGCCACUACCACAUCCCCUGCCCCUACCAGGCGGGGAGCUCCAGCCGCCCGGACCUGCUGCUCUUCCUCCUCAAGUACCUGAUGAUGCUGAUCGUGGGAAUCCCCUCCGUCUUCUGGGUGGCCAGCAAGAAGACCUGCUUCGAGUGGGCCAGCUUCUUCCACGGCAAGACGCGCAAGGAAGCAUUAACCCCCUCUCCCACCGCCUGCUCCACACACUCCUCCAUCCUCUUCUACCACCACCCCCCCCGCCCCGCCACCUUCCCCCUGUCGCUGCCGUCCCCGCUGCGCCUGUCGCUGCCCUCACUGCCCCCCUCCUCCACCCCCUCCCCCUCCCCCUCCCCCCCUCCGAGCAGCGGGAUGGUGAACGGGAGCCGCCAGGCGCUGCGGGAGCCGGACUUCGCCCAGCUGCUGCUGCUGCGGGACGCCAACACGCCGGUGGCGCGGAAGUCGCGGGGCACGUCCACGCAGGGCACCUCCACCCACGCCUCCUCCACCCACCUGGCGGCGCUGGACGGGCCGCCCAGCGCCAGCACCAGCCGGGCCGGCUCGCCGCGCAGCGCCCGCUCCAAGAUGAGCAGCUACCACGGCAGCCUGCACCGCUCCCGGGACGGCAGGUACACCGCCUCCAGCUUCCGGGCGGCGGACGAGCGGCUGGCGUACGGCAGCCUGCCGCGCCUCGCCGACCAGGCGGCGUCCCGGCACUGCGGCAGCGGGCGGCUGGACGGGCCGCCGGCGUCCCGCCACGGCUCCGCCCAGCGGCUGGACUCGCCGUCCGCACACGGCAGCUUCAGGGACCUGAGCGGCGGCGGCGGAGGAGGAGGAGCCGGGAACGGGAUCCACCGGGUGGCGGAGGACGACGGAGGAUCCGCCGCCUGAGCGACACGCCGCGGCGGAGCCGUGCCUUAAACAGCUGACCGGACACCCCCCCCCCCCCAAGACCAGUGGCGUUCGGUCAAAUUGAGGCAGAAAGCGCUUCGCAUCUUUCUUGACCGGUUUCCUGAACGUCUGAUCGUCCAAAGAGUUUCCAGCAGUUUGAGCUGAACUUGUCUCCGUCCUUCCAUCUGCUUCCGUCCGUCCCGAACAACCAGACGUGUUUCUGACGCCUCGUUUCCACGGCAACGACCUCAAGCAAAAACAACUGAACUUUUCUCGUCAUUGUGGAAAUGCGUUGUUUUUUUUUUAUUUUGUUUCUGAGAGUUCGUCCGUUAGGAGACGCUCGCUGGGAUCCGUGAAUCAAAGGGCUGAAACUCCUGCCUUACGAACACAAACCAGCACCGCGCCCGGUGCCCCGGUUCGAGCCUCUGGACUCCAGCAGCUCUCCCUCUGCCUGUAAAUGUCCCCCGUAGCGUCUGCAGCCUGUCCAUAGAUGUAAAAAGUCGUCUUCUGCCGUCCUUUUGUAAUAAAGUCUGUUGCCUGCUGGUUUUCUAAAGAGACUCGAGCACACGCUGGUUAUUUGUAACAGCCCUCCGCUUUAUUGAAAUACAUCGGAGUCAGGUUAAUAUAAUGAGUUCCCCACGGUAAGUGUGGCAGCCAGUUCAUACAUUAUUUUUUUUGUCAAAUUUUUUUUUUUUUUGUUGUUGUUGUUGUUGGUUUUGUUUUGACCUUACACCUUAAAUAUUUUUUUUUUUUAAAUUUUGUGCAAAAAAGAAUCUACAUCACCUGUAGUGGGUUAUCCUCAGUAAAACGCCCAAACCGGUCAAAAA
This is a messenger RNA of Salarias fasciatus (jewelled blenny), 3479 nucleotides long. RefSeq names its product frizzled class receptor 3a (gene fzd3a). The coding region runs from base 394 to 2652 and encodes 752 amino acids. Gene Ontology annotation, biological process: non-canonical Wnt signaling pathway; canonical Wnt signaling pathway. The record is from RefSeq and is a predicted model, not a curated record. Gene Ontology annotation, cellular component: plasma membrane. The transcript is spliced from 8 exons. Lineage: Eukaryota; Metazoa; Chordata; Actinopteri; Blenniiformes; Blenniidae. Gene Ontology annotation, molecular function: Wnt receptor activity; Wnt-protein binding.